Entamoeba nuttalli P19 is the source of this 1323-nucleotide messenger RNA. RefSeq names its product glycosyltransferase, putative. Lineage: Eukaryota; Evosea; Mastigamoebida; Endamoebidae. Gene Ontology annotation, molecular function: transferase activity, transferring phosphorus-containing groups. The record is from RefSeq and is a predicted model, not a curated record. The transcript has a single exon. Bases 1 to 1323 code for a protein of 440 amino acids.
AUGUCUUUUAUUCGGAUUGAUGAAAUUACUCCACACCACAUUUUGGUACAUAAAGACAAUAAUUUUGUACCUUCAUUUUUAAAUAAGGAAUUUGAUAUUGAAAGUGUUUAUCCUUAUAACAACUUCAAUAAUUCAAAAGAGUUAAAUAACUUUAAUGAAACAGCAGAAAAAAUAAAUGUCCAUAGAGAAAAUGAAAGUAUGAGUUGUGGUAAUUAUGAUAAAAAGAAUGACGUAGAUGAAAGUCUACUUAGGCAAUUUGCUCAGUUGAAACCUUCUGCCUCAAAAAAAUAUAAAACGUUAACUAAACCACCUAUUAAUUCUACUGACACUAUUAAUUGGGAAAUACCUGAAAUUUGUAAUGGUAGAAUUGAUGUUGUUUGGCUAUGGGUAAAUGGAAGUGAUCCACAAUGGUUAUAUCAGUACAAACAAUUCAAUAACAGAAUUAAACCUAGUUUUUAUCGAGAUUAUCAGACUUUAUUAUAUUCUAUUAGAAGUGUUUAUAUGUAUGCUCCAUAUGUUAAAAAGUAUCAUAUACUAACUAGUGACCAAGUGCCUUCUUUUCUUCAACAACCAAAUGGUUUAAAGUCGUUUAAAAUUGUUUCAGGAAAUUAUUCAUUGGAAAUAGUUUCUCAUAGACAAGUCUUUGAUAAAAAAAAUAUCCCAACAUUUAAUAGUGAUGCAAUUGAAAGUGUUAUACAUAGAAUACCAGAUUUAUCUGAAUGUUUUAUUUAUUUAAAUGAUGACAUGUUAUUAUCGAGAAACGCACCACCAUCAGUAUGGUUUAAUAAUAAUGAACUACGUUUAUUUACACACCCUAAAUUUCAAUGUCCAAAUAAAAAAAGAAUGAAAAAAAUCGUUUGGGAUAGAAGUCUUGCAUUUACUAACAUUUUAUUAAAUGAUGUUUUCAAUGAACCAAAAACAACCCCACACCCCUACUUAUCUCAUAACUGUUAUUUCCUACAAAAAAGUGUAUUACAAAAAUUAGAAAAUACAUUUGAGCGACAAUACAAUUUUACAAGAGAUUCAAAAGUUAGAAACGAUAGAUCAAUGAAUAUUCCAUAUGCACAUUUUCUAUAUCAUUUACAUAGCCAAUCAGGAAAAGUUCAGCCUGAAGCAGAUUGGUUUUAUUUUGAUAAAUUAACAGAAAAAAGAUUAAAUAAUAUGAUGAUAUUUAAGAAUAUUGAUUAUUUAGAGCCUUAUUGUAUUUGUAUUAAUGACGCAUUUACUAAAGGAAAACGUAUUGUUGACAAAGAAAUAGAAUUUGCAAUACAACAACUAGAAAAAAGAUAUCCAGUGCAUUCACCAUUUGAAAAAGUAAGAUAA